ACUUCCGGUCCAAGAGUUUGUAAACAAUGAAAGGAGAUAUGGAGUCGUCAAGAGGUCUUACCUAAAAACAUUGCUCUGUACAGGCCAUAAUAAAUGCAUAUUAUAUGUCAUGCAUGUUGUGCACACCGGUAAGCAUUAAACCAACCGGGACGUAUCGGUUUUCAAGGAUUCCCACUCUUUUAAACGUCUUUCGUGUGUGUGUGAAAAUCGGACCGCUGGCUAGCGACGCGUUUGUUUUUCUACAUACUAGAGUCUAGACAGACAUCAGACACAACGGGCUGCGGAAACGACGGUCCCUAAACACAACCGAAGACUGGCGAGUCUUUCAAAGGCCACCUAGACGUGAUUUUGGAGGGUUUGUCGUGUGGUGCAGGUUCUGCUCAAUGGGGAACUGUCUGUCUUCUCAAGGCGCUGAUGAUCUGUCCCUGCUCAACGAGUCCGAGGGGGCGAGUCUGCCAGGAGAGCCUCCGCCACCCUACCAGGAGCGGGCGCAGGUGCCAGUGUACCAUCCCACACCCAGUCAGACGCGGCUGGCCACUCAGCUGACGGAGGAGGAGCAGGUCCGUAUCGCUCAGCGCAUCGGCCUCAUCCAACACCUGCCCCGAGGGAUCUUUGACCCGGGAUCGGAGCCGUCCGACAAGAAGAUCAAAGAGUGUGUGAUCUGCAUGAUGGACUUCGAGUACGGCGACCCGAUCCGGUUCCUGCCCUGCAUGCACAUCUAUCACGUGGACUGCAUUGACGCCUGGCUCAUGCGCUCCUUCACUUGCCCUUCCUGUAUGGAGCCCGUCGACGCUGCGCUGCUGUCUUCUUACGAGACAAACUGAGAGUGCCUGCGGAAAAACCGAGAGACGUGCCAAUGAGUCUGCCAAGAGCCCCGAAACGUUUGGGACAGUAGAUUGAACAAAUGAAGGUGGUUUGACUCUGUGUGUGUGUGUGUGUGUGUGUGUGUGUGUGUUCAGAGACUGUAAAAAUGUCUAGUGUUAAACUUAAAAGGCCCUGGAAGGAUGUUUAAAACCUCUCACUUGCAUGUCAAAGCGCUUUUCGAAUACAUAUACAUGUAAUUGAUGUAAAAGUGAAGUUUAGCAAGGUGGAAAACCAUGGAAGCAUCUCUAAUGAAGAUAGAGUGUUUCAAAAGCCAAUUCGAAUGAGUAAAUUAGGGUUAAAUUAAUAAAUUAUAUACUUUUUUUUCUUUUCGUUCUAACCAAAUUCAUGAAAUGUGCAAUAUAUGCGAGAGGGACUCAUGUCCUUCUGAUUGGAUGUGGAACCCGCCCACCGCCAAAAUUCCGCCAAUGAGAUCAUCCCUUUCUGAAUUUGACAAGUCUAGAGGGCAGAGUUUCAUUUCUGCAGGCUGUGAAUGUGCCUUUUACGGCUCACAAUUAGAAUGCUGAGAAACCGAAUCUACAAGAAAACAUGUGCCAUGAUGAUAAUGUUGAAGCUCGUGAUGCACUAACUGGUGUUUGAGGUGGUAGUUUUACAUACUUUUUCUAUCAUUUUCUCGAUCACUACGGAUGGGUGCAUCCACAUCUAAAUAGCUUGAUAAAUGCGUCACGUUAUGUCAUUUCGUGUUUAAUCAUAAUGGGGUUGGUGAUGAGGUUGUUUAGUGGUAGUUUUGCCUCAUCAGCUGCUGUUUUCCAGGUUCUGGGAUGUAAGUUGCCUUUUUACACUGGUUUUGGAUCAUCUUUCCCCUAAAUGCUUGUUUUUGGUGUUACAUGUUGGAUCCUGUUUGUCCCCACUUAGCUUUGCCUUGCCUUGUCUGUUUGGAUAGAACCGUGGGCACCGUCUUCAGUAGUUUUCUUUC
This is a messenger RNA of Sinocyclocheilus anshuiensis, 1798 nucleotides long. Its product is annotated as RING finger protein 11-like. Gene Ontology annotation, molecular function: ubiquitin protein ligase activity. Gene Ontology annotation, cellular component: ubiquitin ligase complex. NCBI's taxonomy places the organism in Eukaryota, Metazoa, Chordata, Actinopteri, Cypriniformes, Cyprinidae. The record is from RefSeq and is a predicted model, not a curated record. The coding region runs from base 384 to 824 and encodes 146 amino acids. The transcript has 3 exons. Gene Ontology annotation, biological process: ubiquitin-dependent protein catabolic process.